This is a messenger RNA of Vitrella brassicaformis, 2018 nucleotides long. Lineage: Eukaryota; Vitrellaceae. The record is from the annotation of a GenBank genome assembly.
GUCAUCUGACCUCGAGGAUGGAUUUCCACUCUGCCUGUGUCUCAGUCGAGCACUCCACCCGUUUCACGGUGCCAUUACGCGGGUACGCAAGGGUGAAAUCGUUCAAGUGUUCUCGUUCGCUGGCGGACCUCUUGUGGCUCUGAACGGGCUCACUCGUAGUCUUGUGGUGUGGGUGUGUAGAUUUGUUGCGGCAGGUGUUGAGGCAGGUGUGAGGAGGAUGGGUCAGACCGGUAGAACACGCUGGACAUAACGCUGCUGCGUCUGUGCUGCUGCAGAUCUUCCGAGAUGACGGAGAAGGGGUUUCGGAUAGUGACCGACAAGAAUCUGGGUAACAACAGCGUCAGUCUUGGCCAGUCUGAGGUGUUUCUGAUGGCUUCUGUGUUGCUCUGCUUGUCUAGGACAAGCGGAAGCUAGCGAGUUUCCUGUUGUCUGUGAGAGUUGUCUCGGCGACAACCCAUACGUGCGAAUGGUACGCCAGAGUCUCAAGUGAGGGAGAGGACGGGGAAUGAACGCACUUCUCCGCCUACGCAUGUGCAGAUGAAGGGCGAGGCCGACAAGGAGUGCGAAGUGUGCCAGCGACCCUUCACGAGCUUCAGGUGGAAGCCUGGCGCCAAGGCGAGGUACAAGAAGACCAUCGUAUGCCAGACGUGUGCCAAGCUCAAGAAUGUCUGCCAAGUUUGCCUCUUCGACCUUGAAUACGGUGCGUGCAAGAGAGAGAGAGAGGGAGGGAGGAUAUCAGACUAUCAAUCCCCCCCUCACUGUGCGGCACUCUGUCUGCCUGUGGGUGCAGGUUUGCCCGUCCAAGUACGUGACAAGUUCCUAGAGGACCAGCAGAAGGUGGAGCUGCCUGACUCGGGAGUCAACAGAGACUACUUCGCGAGCCAAAUGGAUCGCAUGGUGAGACGUAAAGAAGCGAGCUGCACAUUGGUAGGACAGUUUCAGUCAUGCUGUUGCGGCUUUUAGACUGAGCAAGAUGCGUUGCCUUACGGCAAGGCGCCUCCUCACCCAGCCCUCCAGCGAUUGGCAAGGCUAGAACCAUAUUACAAGGUGAGCACAGAGAGGCACUGCAGUGGUCCAAUGCACCUUCCAUCUUUUCCUGUGGAUGCACAGAGAAACCGCGCUCGCGUGUGUUCAUUUUGGUUGAAAGGAGAGUGCAACAGAGGCGAUGAGUGCCCGUACAGGUGAGCAAGAAGCCGCUGGAGAAGCCCGUCCAUGAUUGUGGAGUUUUGUCGAUUUUUGUCAGGCAUUCGCAAGAGGAGGGUGAUCCUGAGCUCCAGCACCAGAACAUCAAGGACAGAUAUCUGGGAGAGAACGAUCCUGUGGCGAGGAAAAUACUGAGAAACGCGGCGGAGUUCAACACCCUGGUAUUUAACGGGAUUUCUUGCCCUUCUAGAUUGUUAACUUUUUGUUGCAUUUGUGUCUGGUCUGCAGACGCCGCCAGACGGUCAGGGUAGAGGUUUUUCCGCGUGUGAUAUCGAAUCUGUCCCUUUCUCUUUCACAGAUGGACGCAUCACAACGCUCUUUGUUGCCGGUCUUGAUGCGAGUGUCACGGAGAGUGACAUCAGGGACGUGUUCUAUCCUUUUGGAGAAAUCAGAUCCAUCAAGAUGGUGCCCAGACAGGUAGGUCGGCGACCCAGAGAUCGCAGGCUGAUGGAACACUCACUCUUUCAACUCAUGCAGCAAGCCGCAUUCGUGACCUACACCACCCGGAAGGCAGCAGAGGAUGCCGCAGAGAAGCUGUUCAAGUCACUCACCAUCGGGGUAGCCCAUGCAUUCCACUCUAAGAGGAUAUUCCAUUUGUACUGCCUGACCUGUCGCUGCAGGGUCGUCGCGCCAAGCUGAUGUGGGGCAGGCAGUCAUCAUCUGAUGCGACGGCUCCUGCUGCUCCUCCCGCUGGCUACCCGUCUAUCCCGCAGCCUGGAAUUGGACAAAGGCUGUAUUAUCCCUCAGCAGAUCCUGCCACCUAUGGUGGAAACGCCCCGAUACAGCGCUAAGUGAUGCGUUAUUGUCUUUUUUCC